AUUAAAAGUCAGUUACAGUUUGCCUUUUCUACGGUAGACACACAUACAUAUACAAUAAAAAUUAACUCCAAUAUGAACGCUUUUGUAUAUUUGUUCGCUGUUUUUGUCGCUGUUGUGCAAGCACAACGUGGAUACUCGAACGACCCUCAAAAUGCUGCCAUAUUAAAUGAAGAACGUUUCUUAAGUGUAAGUGGUGCUUUUGGUGCUGCCUACAAACAAGAAGAUGGUGUACAAUUCAAAGAAGAAAGUGAUGAAAAAGGCAACCGUAAAGGAAGCUACAGUUAUGUAGACCCUAAUGGAGUAACUCGUACCGUACACUAUACAGCCGGUGUAAACGGUUUCCAACCCGUUGGUGAUCAUUUACCAGUUGCACCACCAGCACCACCACAAGUUGCCCCACAACCACAAUAUCAACCACAACCACAAUACCAACCACCACAAUACCGUGCACCAGUUGCCCCAUCAAACAGCCAAUACGAUGAUGGAUCAUACAACCCAGCUUUAUACGAAAAUGAAAACUACAACCAACAACCAGCUGCUCCAGUAUACCGUCCAGCUCCAGCUCCACAACCACAAUACCAACCAGCUCCAGCACCACAACCACAAUACCAACCUCAACCACAAUACCAACCACAACCACAAUACCAACCACAACCACAAUACCAACCAACAACUCCACCAUCCCAUAGAUUUAACUUCCCAGGUAAACUUUCCUUGAACCGUAGCCCAGACGGUUAUGCAUACAGUUUCAACAAAGCUUAAAUUGUGAUUGAUAUUUUAAUUUUUAAGUAGGUAUUAAUAGCUUCAUUCCAUUUACACACAGACAUGCCAAAAAUCGUAUAUCAAAUCGUAAAUGGAAUAAACCUAUUGUAAUAAAUUCUUUUUUGUUUA
Chrysoperla carnea is the source of this 891-nucleotide messenger RNA. Its product is annotated as DNA-directed RNA polymerase II subunit RPB1-like. NCBI's taxonomy places the organism in Eukaryota, Metazoa, Arthropoda, Insecta, Neuroptera, Chrysopidae. The transcript is spliced from 2 exons. Bases 73 to 762 code for a protein of 229 amino acids. Gene Ontology annotation, cellular component: chitin-based extracellular matrix. Gene Ontology annotation, molecular function: structural constituent of chitin-based larval cuticle. The record is from RefSeq and is a predicted model, not a curated record.